AUGCUGAAGAAGCAGUCUGCAGGGCUUGUGCUGUGGGGCGCCAUCCUCUUUGUGGCCUGGAACGCCCUGCUGCUCCUCUUCUUUUGGACACGCCCAGCGCCUGGCAGGCUACCCUCAGACAGUGCUCUUGAUGAUGACCCCGCCAGCCUCACCCGAGAGGUGAUCCGCCUGGCCCAGGACGCCGAGGUGGAGUUGGAGCGGCAGCGGGGCCUGUUGCAGCAGAUCAGGGAGCACCAUGCUAGGUGGAGCCAGCGGUGGAGGGUACCCACCGUGGCCCCGCCUGUCCCGCCGCGAGUGCCUGUGACCACUCCACCAGCUGUAAUCCCCAUCCUGGUCAUCGCCUGUGACCGCAGCACUGUUCGGCGCUGCCUGGACAAGCUGCUGAAUUACCGGCCUUCAGCUGAACGCUUUCCCAUCAUCGUCAGCCAGGACUGCGGUCAUGAGGAGACAGCCCAGGUUAUCGCCUCCUACGGCAACGCUGUCAUGCACAUCCGGCAGCCCGACCUGAGCACCAUUGCAGUGCCACCUGACCACCGAAAGUUCCAGGGCUACUACAAGAUUGCUCGGCACUACCGCUGGGCGCUGGGCCAGGUCUUUCACGAGUUCAAGUUCCCGGCAGCCGUGGUGGUAGAGGAUGAUCUGGAGGUGGCUCCAGACUUCUUCGAGUACUUUCAGGCCACUUACCCACUGCUGAGGGCCGACCCCUCCCUCUGGUGUGUGUCUGCCUGGAACGACAAUGGCAAGGAGCAGAUGGUGGACUCCGGCAAGCCCGAGCUGCUCUACCGCACAGACUUUUUCCCUGGCCUGGGCUGGCUGCUGUUGGCUGAACUCUGGGCUGAGCUGGAGCCCAAGUGGCCCAAGGCCUUUUGGGACGACUGGAUGCGCCGGCCAGAGCAGCGGCAGGGCCGGGCCUGCGUGCGGCCCGAAAUCUCCAGAACAAUGACCUUUGGCCGCAAAGGUGUGAGCCACGGGCAGUUCUUUGACCAGCACCUCAAGUUUAUCAAGCUGAACCAGCACUUCGUGCCCUUCACCCAGCUGGACCUGUCGUACCUGCGACAGGAGACCUACGACAGGGAUUUCCUUGCACGUGUCUAUGGUGCUCCCCUGCUGCAGGUGGAGAAAGUGAGGACCAGUGAGCGGAGCGAGCUGCAGGAGGUGCGAGUGCAGUACACGAGCAGGGACAGCUUCAAGGCCUUUGCCAAGGCCCUGGGAGUCAUGGAUGACCUCAAGUCUGGGGUCCCCAGGGCCGGCUACCGCGGCGUUGUCAGCUUCCUGUACCGGGGCCGCCGUGUCCACCUGGCCCCACCCCAGACCUGGGAGGGUUAUGAUCCUAGCUGGAAUUAG
This is a messenger RNA of Rangifer tarandus platyrhynchus (Svalbard reindeer), 1344 nucleotides long. The record is from the annotation of a GenBank genome assembly. NCBI's taxonomy places the organism in Eukaryota, Metazoa, Chordata, Mammalia, Artiodactyla, Cervidae.